Meloidogyne enterolobii is the source of this 762-nucleotide messenger RNA. NCBI's taxonomy places the organism in Eukaryota, Metazoa, Nematoda, Chromadorea, Rhabditida, Meloidogynidae. The record is from the annotation of a GenBank genome assembly.
AUGAAACUUUCAAGUUUCUUAACCGUUUUAAUCUUUAAUUGGAUGUUAUGGACAUCUGUUAAAACUACUCCAACUCGAAAAGAUUUAUCUAGUCAUUCUGAAGAGGAUUAUACGGCAAAGGAUCUGACUAAAAUAUUAAAUGAUGGGGCUGAAUCGUCUGCUGACACUCAAAUCCAAAAAUAUAAGGAAACGUUGAAAACAAAAUUAGAAAAUAAGAAAAAGGACACAGAUAAAGGAGAAAACAAAGUGCCUAACAAAAGUAAAUAUAUGAAAACGUACCGUCAAAAAAAUAGACAAAGAUUGUCUGAAUAUCAUCGAAAUUACAAAAAAAUUAACAAGGAACAUAUAAAUAAAGAAAGGAAUAAAUACAUGAAAUUUUACCGUGAAAAUAAUAAUGAAAGUAUGAAUAAAAAGAGGAGAAUAUAUUACCAAAAUAACAAAGAAAAGUUGAAUGAAUACAGGCGAAAAUGGCGACAAAAUAAGAAAAACGUUCAAUCUGAUAAUAAUGAAGGAACUUCAUCUGUUAAUCCACAAACUAGUGAUUUUACUAAUUUAGUUAAAUUAUCUAUUGUUUGCGAGGAGGAAGGAAAUCGUUUAAAUCAAGGAGAGGAAAAAUGCUAUAAUGGGGAAGAUGGGCAAAAUCAAAUCGAGAUAGAAGAGCCAAAUAAAAUUCUUAAAGAUAUCACAAUAGAUUCGAAUAAGAAAAUUCAUUCUUUUGAUCUGAACGAGAAACCUGAGGAUGAAGAAAUGGGAGAUUAUUAA